AUGGCCAACGGGAUUCCUACUCAAGGUGUCGGCAGUUUAUUCACCCUGAUCAAAAGGUUGGAGGCUGCAACAUCUCGCUUGGAAGACAUAGCUAUCGCUCAGACUACGGCUGGUGGAAAUGGGAUGACGGCCGAGAACUCAAACGCCGGCGGACAAACAUCGUCACCUCAAACUCCAACCGAGACUCCGCCGUCCUUGAAGGCUUAUGAUGAACUGAUAGCGGGACAACUUCAGAACUAUUUGAGCCUUUCUAAGGAAGUCGGAGGAACAGCCCAAGAGCAAGCCCAACACGUCGAAGCUGCCUUUAGCGCCCAACGCACCUUCCUAUUGAUCGCAGGCUCGUGCCAAAAUCCAGGCUCCUCCAAGGUCUUCAUGGAGCUCCUACAAUCUACCUCCGAGCCGUUAAACCGAGUCGUGGAAAUCAAGGAUGGAAAUCGCUCUGACAAACGCCUUUUCAACGGCUUGACAGCCAUUGCCGAGGGAAUCUCCGCUCUUGGCUGGGUGGCCGUGGAAAGUAAGCCGGGACCAAUGGUUGCGGAGGCUAAAGAUAGUGCUCAAUUUUGGGUGAACCGCGUGCUCAAGGAUUGUAAGGAAACGGAACCCAAGUUGGUUGAAUGGGCAAAGAGCUUUGUCGUCGUUUUGGAAGAACUGCGAAAGUAUAUCAUGCAAUAUCACACUACGUGUCUUGUCUGGAACCCCAAGGGCGAAGACGCCGUCAGUUUCGCAAAGCGCUUGACGAAGGGAGAUGCAUCAACAGACGUCCCCAAACUUCCUGGACCACCACCUGCUCACCCGCCCCCACCUCCUCCGCCACCGCCCAUGCCAGCCGCCGCGGGAGCCGCCUCAGGUGGCGGAAUGGACGCGGUAUUCUCUUCUCUCAACCAAGGCGAGAAAAUUACCAGUGGCCUCCGAAAGGUCGACCCAAGCCAAAUGACUCAUAAGAAUCCAGAGCUCCGUGGGUCUGUGCCUGCUGAAGUAACCGUCAGCCCUUCGGGUAGCCUCAAGAGACCCGCCAAACCCCCCAAGCCAUCGAGUUUUCAAAAGAAACCUGCCAAGACUGAGUUAGUUGGAAACAAGUGGAAUGUUGAAUAUCAUGAUGGCCAAUCCUCCAUUGUAUUGGACGAAACCCAAAUCAACCACGUGGUCAACAUUUUUGGAUGCAAGAACUCGACGAUCCAAAUCAAGGGAAAAGUGAACGGGAUAACACUAGUGUCGUGUACGAAGACGUCGGUAUUACUGGACUCCGUAGUUUCCUCGCUGUGCAUCACCUCCUCUCCCUCGUUCACUGUUCAAGUACUCGGAAAGUGCCCGACAAUUAUGAUCGACGCCACCGAUGGUGGCCAAGUUUAUCUCAGUAAAGAUAGCCUCGACGUCGAGAUCCUCACUGCCAAGACCAGCGCACUUAACGUCAGUCUUCCCUCCGGCGAAGAGGAAGGUGUUUUUGUAGAGAAGUCCUUACCUGAACAACUUAAAACUUUCAUCAAGGAUGGUAAAUUAAUCACUACCGUUUUUGAACACACCGGAUAA
This is a messenger RNA of Puccinia triticina, 1527 nucleotides long. RefSeq lists its product as uncharacterized. NCBI's taxonomy places the organism in Eukaryota, Fungi, Basidiomycota, Pucciniomycetes, Pucciniales, Pucciniaceae. The record is from RefSeq and is a predicted model, not a curated record. Gene Ontology annotation, molecular function: actin binding; adenylate cyclase binding. The transcript is spliced from 5 exons. Bases 1 to 1527 code for a protein of 508 amino acids. Gene Ontology annotation, cellular component: cytoplasm. Gene Ontology annotation, biological process: regulation of adenylate cyclase activity; cytoskeleton organization.